Morus notabilis is the source of this 2794-nucleotide messenger RNA. RefSeq lists its product as uncharacterized. The transcript has 7 exons. The record is from RefSeq and is a predicted model, not a curated record. The coding region runs from base 361 to 2364 and encodes 667 amino acids. Lineage: Eukaryota; Viridiplantae; Streptophyta; Magnoliopsida; Rosales; Moraceae.
AAGAAAAGAGGUUUGAUGUGGAUUACUCUGAAAUUAACCUCACCGGAAUAUUCCUCAUCGACGAUUUGUUUCCAAACACAAGUCUUCUUUUCCCGAAAAGUAUAAAUACUUCUUUUUCCUUCCAAUUUCGUGCCCUAGAAAAAUCCCCAUUUCUGAUUUCGCCGCACACAUGCUCGUCGACUCCAGAAACCCUCACUUUCCCUCGUUUUCUCAGCUCGCAAUCACUUCUCUUGGCUCAAUUUUCCGCCGGAAUUUCGUUUUCUAGCAUGCCGAGAUGGUGCUUCCUGGCGCGGAUUUGAUUCCUCUCGAGGUGGUUAGGGUUAAGAAAAAGGCGGCGGUUUUGGCUUAGCUUUGUCGGCUAUGGACGCGGUGGAGUUGCCCUAUCCGGUGGACGUCGCGGCGGCUCCGAAGCUGAUGGGAUCGGUGACGGUGAAGGAGCUCGAGGCUUGCGAUUCCGACCGUGUUUCGGUUGUCGUCAGCCCUUCCUCAAUCGAGUGUUGCAGCUCUUUUCUAAGUGAAAAAGCUGCAGUACGUGCAAUUGAUGCUUCAGAGUUGGCUUCCUGGGAUAAGAUUCUUGGCUCUGGACCACGUAAGCAGGAUAAGCAGCUACCCAGAAAUCAGGGCGAAGCCUCAUCUGGAGGCUUUCAUGACAGAUGCAAGAAUGGUCUUUUGUUGACUCCCAAGGUCGAGGGUGUACAGUUAGAACGGAAAGCAGGAAAGGUGUCAAGGAGUAGUAGUUUAUGUUCCAAAAGGCCACGUGUGGUUCAAUUGCAAGAUCCUCCCGUAGCUGGAGUUGAUGGGAUAAAGGAUCUAUCGCAAAAGCUUGAGAAAACUCAAUUGGUGAAACAAAAGAACAACAUCAGCAAGCGAGUUGACAAGAGAAGCUCGAGAGUCCCUAUAAAGACUAAAUAUGAGUCUUUCUCAGUGAAGGCGAGUUUGACAAACUUUGGUUCAGCUGCUGGAGGGAACAACUUCUUUGGAGUUUAUGGACUGAAGUCAGAUAAUCACGAUGUCACAAAACUUAUAGAAGAUCUUCCAUUGAAUGAGCUCCUUUGUGGCAAUUACGAAUCUCCCAGCUUGGGCAAGGACAAGGGGAAGAAAGCAGCAAGUGGAACUGAGACUUUUCUGCAUUCUGUUCGCAAAGCUUGCUCCACUCUUGUGCUCCCAAGAUCUGUCCAGUUGCAAACUAAUGCCGAGACAGAUAGCUGUAUAAACAAAAAAAUGUCUCCGUGGUUAUUGAGCUCUGUUUCUAAUGAAGCAAGUGGCGUCAAUGGUGAUAUAGGAGAUUCAUCCGCAAUAGAUAUGUGUUCUAGUAACAAGGACACAUUUAUCAAGUCCGAAACUCCUGCUAAUCCACUUGAUUUGCCCUUGUAUCAAUCAUUGGACAUUUUGCAAUGCUUAGCACUUCCUCCGCCGAAGGAUUUGGAGUCUUUGCUCCUGGAUGCAUCCAAGCCUGCUUUAGCUUCAAAGAAUACUCCUGAUAUGCGUUCAGGAAAGCAAAUAGCUCGCCGAGUCAGCUUGCCCCCUUUUCCUUGGUCACAUACUUCCAGUGGGCACUGCAGAACUAGUUCCGAUGUAGUUAAAUUGUCGACAAGUAAGGGUACUUGCCAAGGUAGAUGGCAAAGCAUAGGCAAGAUUGUUACAAGUUCUUUGGAUAUUGCAACUUGUAAUUUUACCGACUUGGAGUCCCUAACUUAUGAUCAGAGUCUGGUCCCUUCAGGACUAAAAGUGGCUUGUUUAGACCGUGAAAAUUUUCGUCAAAUAUCCAGUAAUCUUACUGGGCAUGGGUGGGAUUCAUUUGCAUCAUGUUCACAAGGUCCUUCUGUUACUUUAGAAUCUGGUGGCAAGACGAACCAUCCAGGAAAUGUUGGGCAUUGUCCAAAACUAUUAGCAGCUGCUCAAACGCUGUAUGACAUUGCAACUCAUCCCUCGAGGCAAAACCUUGAUAGAAUGUUAAGGUGGCCAAAGAAGUCUUCACAAAAGGCCAUGAAGGCUCGCAAGUUGAAAUCUAAUGAGAAAUCUGAAGAACGACAUGCAACAUCAGUUUCAAUGCUGCAGUCCGAGAACCUGGCUAUAAGUGAAGAGAUAAUCCCGUUAAAGAAGCCUAAGCUCUCCCAUAUCAAUAACAAAAAGGAUUUCAAUCAUAUCCAAAGAGACACUGUGAAUUGGUCUGCUCCCAGAUCAAGUAGAUCGUCUCCCGGAAAAACAAUCAAAGACUCUGUCGCUGCCGACUCGAGACAUUCAACCGCCAACAUUGUAAAGCAAUCAUGUAUGAUGCCCCCGCCACCAGUAAGAGUUUCGGACAAUGCUUCCAAUGGUCCGCAUAAGUUAAGAAAGUUAAUGCCCUUUGAAUGGAACAGAUAAAAGGGGCCGGCUACACUGAUUAGUGUCAUUUUUUUUUUCCUUUCACAUAAGAAGCUCAUUCCUUCUGACGAUUGCUGUUAAUUUGUUAAACGCCCUAUUGAGGGGUCAUUGGGAAGUAGUCGUUUUUAUGUAUAUAUAUCCUGUAGGUGGAAUGGCAAUGUUCAAUGUUGUAAGCGUCCAUGUUGUAACUUUGUAACUGGAAAUGGGAUUGUUUCAGGGGGUUCUACUUUUCACAAGAUGAAUGGGGUUGUCAUUUGUACCAUUUAGGACAGUUGUAAAACACAGCAGCAGGGAAUUCUUUGCAUCCCCAUGUCUCUCUCUCUCACUCUGUUUAGGGAUUUUCAGUUCUAAGAUAUUUGGUUCCUCAUCUUCUCUUUUUCUUGUUUUAUUCAUCUGUACACAUUUCGAAGUUGUUUAACGCGAAACAAUA